Messenger RNA from Capra hircus (goat), 753 nucleotides. RefSeq names its product translation initiation factor IF-2-like. The transcript is spliced from 3 exons. NCBI's taxonomy places the organism in Eukaryota, Metazoa, Chordata, Mammalia, Artiodactyla, Bovidae. The record is from RefSeq and is a predicted model, not a curated record. Bases 1 to 708 code for a protein of 235 amino acids.
AUGAAAUUCGCCAUUAGACUGUCAGUUCGUCUCCCUUUUGUUAUUAACCGAAUUUUGCAAGAACAUCUUUUGUACUAUUAUAUCAAGAAUAAAUUCCUGAGUGCAAUUACAGGGUCAAAGGGCCCUCCUGGCACCACAGAGGUCGGCGCCGCCACCCAGAUCCUUUGCCCGCUCCUUCCUCAAGUUCUGCAUGGGACAGCAGGGCUCACCAGCCCGGACCGCCGCGCCCAGGCCGAAGCCAGGCCCCGCCCCCGGCCCCUCCCCGCCUCGUCGGCCCCGCCCCCGUCUCCACCCCGCCCCCCGGAGCCGCUGAGUGGCGGCGGCGGCCCCAGGACCGGGUUUCCUCAGACAAGAGGGCGGGUGGAGGAGGAAGCGGCCGAGCCCAGAAUCCUGCUCCGGCGCCGCCGAGCACCGCCCGCCGCAACCGCCCGGCCCCGUCGGCUCCUGGGCCUCACCGAGCCGAGAAGAGGGAACGGCAGAGGAGGCUGCGUGGAGGCGGCGGGGGCGCGGGCGGAGGCGGCGCGGCCGGCCGCGGCUGCCGCUUUGUUGUGCGGCCCGGGCCAAGGAAAGAGAAGUGGGAGGAGGGGGGAGCUCGGCGUCCCGCUCCCUCCGCGGCUCAUGGCGACGACGCUCGGCACAUCCGGGACCCUCCGGCCGUGGCGGCCGCGGCGCCGGCUGCUCGGGCCCCAGCCCCGGCCGCUGUGGUGACUGCGCCGCGCCUCACUGUCGCCCCCGCCCCGCCCGCCGCCCACC